Messenger RNA from Chroicocephalus ridibundus (black-headed gull), 1438 nucleotides. It is a transcript of the gene SOX2, whose product is annotated as SRY-box transcription factor 2. Lineage: Eukaryota; Metazoa; Chordata; Aves; Charadriiformes; Laridae. The record is from RefSeq and is a predicted model, not a curated record. Gene Ontology annotation, molecular function: RNA polymerase II cis-regulatory region sequence-specific DNA binding; DNA-binding transcription factor activity, RNA polymerase II-specific. Bases 480 to 1427 code for a protein of 315 amino acids. The transcript has a single exon. Gene Ontology annotation, biological process: anatomical structure morphogenesis; cell differentiation; positive regulation of transcription by RNA polymerase II.
GUGGCGGAGCCGCCGCGCGCUGAUUGGCCGGGGCGAACACAUUUAUUCCCUGACAAGCCCCCAUCACAUGGAUGGUUGUCUAUUAACUUGUUCAAAAAAGUAUCAGGAGUUGUCAAGGCAGAGAGAGAGAGUGUGUGUGUUUGCAAAAGGGGGUAAAGUAGUUUGCUGGCUCUUUAAGACCGAGGUAGAGAGAGAGAGAGAGAGCGAGCGUCAGGCAGAGAAAAGGGAAAAAGGAGGAAGAAGAAGUUUUUUAAAAUCGAGGCUCCGGCGGUAAUAAUAGCAGUUAUUAGCAUUAUUAAUCCAUCAGCGAAGAGGAAGAUCCUGAUCUUGAUCCAAGUGUGGUUUUGGGGAGUCCCCCUCCCCCCUUUCCUACCCCUCCCUAGGAAAAAAAAAAAAAAAAAAAAAGUCCGGCUCGGGACUUCGCCGCGGCUGCUCCUCGCUUCUCCGCUCACGGCUGGGUCCAGGCAAAAGUAGUUUGAAUGUACAACAUGAUGGAAACCGAGCUGAAGCCUCCCGCCCCCCAGCAAACUUCGGGGGGAGGCACAGGCAACUCCAACUCGGCCGCCAACAACCAGAAGAACAGCCCGGACCGGGUCAAGCGCCCGAUGAACGCGUUCAUGGUGUGGUCCCGCGGGCAGCGGCGGAAAAUGGCCCAGGAGAACCCGAAGAUGCACAACUCCGAGAUCAGCAAGCGGCUCGGGGCCGAGUGGAAACUUUUAUCCGAGGCGGAGAAGAGACCCUUCAUUGACGAAGCCAAGCGGCUCAGGGCUCUGCACAUGAAGGAGCACCCGGAUUAUAAAUACCGACCCCGGAGGAAAACCAAGACCCUCAUGAAGAAGGAUAAGUACACGUUGCCGGGGGGCUUACUGGCGCCGGGCACCAAUACCAUGACGACUGGGGUAGGGGUUGGGGCCACCUUGGGAGCUGGGGUGAACCAGAGGAUGGACAGUUACGCGCACAUGAACGGCUGGACCAACGGAGGCUAUGGGAUGAUGCAAGAGCAGCUCGGCUACCCGCAGCACCCGGGCUUGAACGCGCACAACGCGGCGCAGAUGCAGCCCAUGCACCGCUACGACGUGAGCGCCCUGCAGUACAACUCCAUGACCAGCUCGCAGACUUACAUGAACGGAUCGCCCACCUACAGCAUGUCUUACUCCCAGCAAGGGACCCCCGGCAUGGCCCUGGGCUCCAUGGGCUCGGUGGUCAAGACGGAAUCCAGCUCCAGUCCCCCCGUUGUCACUUCCUCCUCUCACUCAAGGGCUCCUUGCCAAGCUGGGGACCUUCGGGACAUGAUCAGCAUGUAUCUACCAGGUGCUGAAGUACCAGAACCAGCUGCCCCAAGCAGACUUCAUAUGUCCCAACACUACCAGAGUGCACCUGUUCCUGGCACAGCCAUUAAUGGCACACUCCCUCUAUCACAUAUGUAAGACAAAGGGGC